Messenger RNA from Chanos chanos (milkfish), 1779 nucleotides. Its product is annotated as trichohyalin-like. Lineage: Eukaryota; Metazoa; Chordata; Actinopteri; Gonorynchiformes; Chanidae. The transcript has 3 exons. The coding region runs from base 1 to 1779 and encodes 592 amino acids. The record is from RefSeq and is a predicted model, not a curated record.
AUGGAAGAAAAUAACAGUAUCAUCACUAUGGAAGAAGAGGUUGAAUCCAACUGUCAAAAUUUAGAGAGGUGGAUGAGACAUAAUGAGGAGCAGAAACAGAGAGAGGAGCAGAGGCAGCAAAAGGAGGAACACACAGCUAUAACUCUAACACUUCUCCAGGACGAGGUGUGGAGAAGAGAGGAGGCAAUCCUGCUUCGGCAGGAGGAGGUACGGAAAGAUUUGGAACGCCUGCGACAGAGGGAGACGUACGCGCUGGCAUCUGCUGAGGAGAGAACGAGAGAGGAGGCACCGAGUAGGCAGGAGGAGGAGGAGAGGAUGAGAGACAUGGAACGUCUGAGACAAAAAGAGAGACAGAUGGUAGAGGCUAAUAAGGAGAGAAGGAUGAAGGCAGAGAGGUUAAGAGAAGAGGAGAGACGGGGAGAUCUGGAACGCCUGCGACAGAGAACGUACAUGCUGGCAUCUGCUGAGGAGAGAAAGAGAGAGGAGGCACUGCGUAGGCAGGAGGAGUGGAUGAGAGACAUAGAACGCCUGAGACAAAAGGAAAGACGGAUGGUAGAAGCUGCGAAGGAGAGAAAGAGAAAGGCAGAGAGGAUUACAGAGGAACUGCUUCUGAAAGAGACAAAAAGGCUUCGAGCGUUGGAGGAGGACGAUUUGGAACGCCUGCGACAGAAAGAGAUGUACAGACUGGCAUCUGCUGAGGAGAGAAAGAGAGAGGAAACACUGCAAGAGGAGAGACAGAGAAAGGAGAUGAAAGGGAGAGAAAUAGAGAAGGAGAAGGAAGAAAUGAGAAUCAGAGAGAAACUGCUGCUGGAAGAGAAAGAACGGCUUAGAGCAUCGGUGGAGGACGUACAACAAUGGAAAGAAAGACUGAUUAAAGAAACAGACAUAUUGUUACAGAUGGAGGCAACAUCAGCAAGCAUUAAGGCACGCACAGAAGAAAAGGUGAAGAACAGAAAUGGAAAGUUGAAGAAGAAGGUGAGGUUUGAAGACGAGAAAAUUUCAGACAGCUCCUCAGACUCAGAAUCAGAGGAGGAGGCGUCCAAGGCUCCCAAAAGGAAGACUGGGUAUAAAAGCAGGGGCAGGGACACAGAACCUGAAGACCAGGAGAGUUGCGCUCCCAGUAAGAAGAUGGAGGAAAAGACUGCAGUAGAGCUCAAAACCACCACUUUGGAGGAAAAAACUGUGGCUACAGACACAGAUAGCCCAUGGGACUCCGACUCUGACACAGAGCAGAGCUUUAAGAAUGAAGGGCACAAGCAAAGAGAGGCACUGACAACACAAAAGGCAAUUGCAAUGGAAGGAAAGCAAAAUAAAGCAGGCACUCAGGGUGAGGACUUGGAUAGCCCUUGGGAUUCGGAUCCAGAGGCGGAGCAAAAUGAAAACAACGAGGCCAACAUUAGGAGCAUGGCAGAGGGCAGGAAAGCAGGUGCUCCGGUUGAAAGCGAAAGCUCUGGGAACCCCGGGGCUGCUGAAUCCGAGGAGACGCCGAGAAAAGCAGUGGGACAGAAGAAGGGAAACAAGAAGGAGAAAACGGUGAAGGAAGAGAAGAAAGCAAAUGAAAAGAUGAAACAUCUAAAAGAUGAGGAGGAGACGCGAAGAAAAGCAGAAGGGAGACACAAACAAAUAGAGAAGAACGUCCAACAAAUAAAGGAGCCAGAAGAGGAGAAGCAGGAGAGAGCAGACAAAAAGGCCAAAAAACCCAAGGGCGCAGUGGGACGCUUCAUCAGUGCCUUCAGAAAAGCCUUCAGACGAGCUUUCCAUCUGGACUCAAAACAAUGA